Messenger RNA from Closterium sp. Naga37s-1, 13560 nucleotides. The record is from the annotation of a GenBank genome assembly. NCBI's taxonomy places the organism in Eukaryota, Viridiplantae, Streptophyta, Zygnematophyceae, Desmidiales, Closteriaceae.
AUGUCCACCUUCCCUCCAUGUCUACCUUCCCUCCAUGUCCACCUUCCCUCCAUGUCUACCUUCCCUCCAUGUCUACCUUCCCUCCAUGUCUACCUUCCCUCCAUGUCCACCUUCCCUCCAUGUCCACCUUCCCUCCAUGUCUACCUUCCCUCCAUGUCUACCUUCCCUCCAUGUCUACCUUCCCUCCAUGUCCACCUUCCCUCCAUGUCUACCUUCCCUCCAUGUCUACCUUCCCUCCAUGUCUACCUUCCCUCCAUGUCUACCUUCCCUCCAUGUCUACCUUCCCUCCAUGUCUACCUUCCCUCCAUGUCUACCUUCCCUCCAUGUCUACCUUCCCUCCAUGUCCACCUUCCCUCCAUGUCUACCUUCCCUCCAUGUCCACCUUCCCUCCAUGUCUACCUUCCCUCCAUGUCCACCUUCCCUCCAUGUCUACCUUCCCUCCAUGUCUACCUUCCCUCCAUGUCCACCUUCCCUCCAUGUCUACCUUCCCUCCAUGUCUACCUUCCCUCCAUGUCUACCUUCCCUCCAUGUCCACCUUCCCUCCAUGUCCACCUUCCCUCCAUGUCUACCUUCCCUCCAUGUCUACCUUCCCUCCAUGUCCACCUUCCCUCCAUGUCCACCUUCCCUCCAUGUCUACCUUCCCUCCAUGUCUACCUUCCCUCCAUGUCUACCUUCCCUCCAUGUCCACCUUCCCUCCAUGUCUACCUUCCCUCCAUGUCCACCUUCCCUCCAUGUCUACCUUCCCUCCAUGUCCACCUUCCCUCCAUGUCCACCUUCCCUCCAUGUCCACCUUCCCUCCAUGUCCACCUUCCCUCCAUGUCUACCUUCCCUCCAUGUCCACCUUCCCUCCAUGUCCACCUUCCCUCCAUGUCUACCUUCCCUCCAUGUCUACCUUCCCUCCAUGUCUACCUUCCCUCCAUGUCCACCUUCCCUCCAUGUCCACCUUCCCUCCAUGUCUACCUUCCCUCCAUGUCUACCUUCCCUCCAUGUCUACCUUCCCUCCAUGUCUACCUUCCCUCCAUGUCCACCUUCCCUCCAUGUCUACCUUCCCUCCAUGUCCACCUUCCCUCCAUGUCCACCUUCCCUCCAUGUCUACCUUCCCUCCAUGUCUACCUUCCCUCCAUGUCCACCUUCCCUCCAUGUCCACCUUCCCUCCAUGUCCACCUUCCCUCCAUGUCUACCUUCCCUCCAUGUCUACCUUCCCUCCAUGUCUACCUUCCCUCCAUGUCUACCUUCCCUCCAUGUCCACCUUCCCUCCAUGUCCACCUUCCCUCCAUGUCCACCUUCCCUCCAUGUCUACCUUCCCUCCAUGUCUACCUUCCCUCCAUGUCUACCUUCCCUCCCUGUCCACCUUCCCUCCAUGUCUACCUUCCCUCCAUGUCCACCUUCCCUCCAUGUCUACCUUCCCUCCAUGUCCACCUUCCCUCCAUGUCUACCUUCCCUCCAUGUCUACCUUCCCUCCAUGUCCACCUUCCCUCCAUGUCUACCUUCCCUCCAUGUCUACCUUCCCUCCAUGUCUACCUUCCCUCCAUGUCUACCUUCCCUCCAUGUCCACCUUCCCUCCAUGUCUACCUUCCCUCCAUGUCUACCUUCCCUCCAUGUCUACCUUCCCUCCAUGUCUACCUUCCCUCCAUGUCUACCUUCCCUCCAUGUCCACCUUCCCUCCAUGUCUACCUUCCCUCCAUGUCUACCUUCCCUCCAUGUCUACCUUCCCUCCAUGUCCACCUUCCCUCCAUGUCUACCUUCCCUCCAUGUCCACCUUCCCUCCAUGUCCACCUUCCCUCCAUGUCUACUUUCCCUCCAUGUCUACCUUCCCUCCAUGUCUACCUUCCCUCCAUGUCCACCUUCCCUCCAUGUCCACCUUCCCUCCAUGUCUACCUUCCCUCCAUGUCUACCUUCCCUCCAUGUCUACCUUCCCUCCAUGUCCACCUUCCCUCCAUGUCUACCUUCCCUCCAUGUCCACCUUCCCUCCAUGUCUACCUUCCCUCCAUGUCCACCUUCCCUCCAUGUCCACCUUCCCUCCAUGUCCACCUUCCCUCCAUGUCCACCUUCCCUCCAUGUCCACCUUCCCUCCAUGUCUACCUUCCCUCCAUGUCCACCUUCCCUCCAUGUCUACCUUCCCUCCAUGUCUACCUCCAUGUCUACCUUCCCUCCAUGUCUACCUUCCCUCCAUGUCUACCUUCCCUCCAUGUCCACCUUCCCUCCAUGUCCACCUUCCCUCCAUGUCUACCUUCCCUCCAUGUCUACCUUCCCUCCAUGUCUACCUUCCCUCCAUGUCUACCUUCCCUCCAUGUCCACCUUCCCUCCAUGUCCACCUUCCCUCCAUGUCCACCUUCCCUCCAUGUCUACCUUCCCUCCAUGUCUACCUUCCCUCCAUGUCUACCUUCCCUCCAUGUCUACCUUCCCUCCAUGUCCACCUUCCCUCCAUGUCUACCUUCCCUCCAUGUCUACCUUCCCUCCAUGUCUACCUUCCCUCCAUGUCUACCUUCCCUCCAUGUCUACCUUCCCUCCAUGUCCACCUUCCCUCCAUGUCUACCUUCCCUCCAUGUCUACCUUCCCUCUAUGUCUACCUUCCCUCCAUGUCUACCUUCCCUCCAUGUCCACCUUCCCUCCAUGUCUACCUUCCCUCCAUGUCCACCUUCCCUCCAUGUCUACCUUCCCUCCAUGUCUACCUUCCCUCCAUGUCUACCUUCCCUCCAUGUCUACCUUCCCUCCAUGUCCACCUUCCCUCCAUGUCCACCUUCCCUCCAUGUCCACCUUCCCUCCAUGUCUACCUUCCCUCCAUGUCUACCUUCCCUCCAUGUCUACCUUCCCUCCAUGUCCACCUUCCCUCCAUGUCCACCUUCCCUCCAUGUCCACCUUCCCUCCAUGUCUACCUUCCCUCCAUGUCUACCUUCCCUCCAUGUCUACCUUCCCUCCAUGUCCACCUUCCCUCCAUGUCUACCUUCCCUCCAUGUCCACCUUCCCUCCAUGUCUACCUUCCCUCCAUGUCCACCUUCCCUCCAUGUCUACCUUCCCUCCAUGUCUACCUUCCCUCCAUGUCCACCUUCCCUCCAUGUCUACCUUCCCUCCAUGUCUACCUUCCCUCCAUGUCUACCUUCCCUCCAUGUCUACCUUCCCUCCAUGUCCACCUUCCCUCCAUGUCUACCUUCCCUCCAUGUCUACCUUCCCUCCAUGUCUACCUUCCCUCCAUGUCUACCUUCCCUCCAUGUCUACCUUCCCUCCAUGUCCACCUUCCCUCCAUGUCUACCUUCCCUCCAUGUCUACCUUUCCUCCAUGUCUACCUUCCCUCCAUGUCUACCUUCCCUCCAUGUCCACCUUCCCUCCAUGUCUACCUUCCCUCCAUGUCGACCUUCCCUCCAUGUCCACCUUCCCUCCAUGUCUACCUUCCCUCCAUGUCUACCUUCCCUCCAUGUCUACCUUCCCUCCAUGUCCACCUUCCCUCCAUGUCCACCUUCCCUCCAUGUCUACCUUCCCUCCAUGUCUACCUUCCCUCCAUGUCUACCUUCCCUCCAUGUCCACCUUCCCUCCAUGUCUACCUUCCCUCCAUGUCCACCUUCCCUCCAUGUCUACCUUCCCUCCAUGUCCACCUUCCCUCCAUGUCCACCUUCCCUCCAUGUCCACCUUCCCUCCAUGUCCACCUUCCCUACAUGUCUACCUUCCCUCCAUGUCUACCUUCCCUCCAUGUCCACCUUCCCUCCAUGUCUACCUUCCCUCCAUGUCUACCUUCCCUCCAUGUCUACCUUCCCUCCAUGUCUACCUUCCCUCCAUGUCCACCUUCCCUCCAUGUCCACCUUCCCUCCAUGUCUACCUUCCCUCCAUGUCUACCUUCCCUCCAUGUCUACCUUCCCUCCAUGUCUACCUUCCCUCCAUGUCCACCUUCCCUCCAUGUCUACCUUCCCUCCAUGUCCACCUUCCCUCCAUGUCCACCUUCCCUCCAUGUCUACCUUCCCUCCAUGUCUACCUUCCCUCCAUGUCCACCUUCCCUCCAUGUCCACCUUCCCUCCAUGUCCACCUUCCCUCCAUGUCUACCUUCCCUCCAUGUCUACCUUCCCUCCAUGUCCACCUUCCCUCCAUGUCUACCUUCCCUCCAUGUCCACCUUCCCUCCAUGUCUACCUUCCCUCCAUGUCCACCUUCCCUCCAUGUCUACCUUCCCUCCAUGUCUACCUUCCCUCCAUGUCCACCUUCCCUCCAUGUCCACCUUCCCUCCAUGUCCACCUUCCCUCCAUGUCUACCUUCCCUCCAUGUCUACCUUCCCUCCAUGUCCACCUUCCCUCCAUGUCCACCUUCCCUCCAUGUCUACCUUCCCUCCAUGUCUACCUUCCCUCCAUGUCUACCUUCCCUCCAUGUCCACCUUCCCUCCAUGUCUACCUUCCCUCCAUGUCCACCUUCCCUCCAUGUCUACCUUCCCUCCAUGUCCACCUUCCCUCCAUGUCCACCUUCCCUCCAUGUCCACCUUCCCUCCAUGUCCACCUUCCCUACAUGUCUACCUUCCCUCCAUGUCUACCUUCCCUCCAUGUCCACCUUCCCUCCAUGUCUACCUUCCCUCCAUGUCUACCUUCCCUCCAUGUCUACCUUCCCUCCAUGUCUACCUUCCCUCCAUGUCCACCUUCCCUCCAUGUCCACCUUCCCUCCAUGUCUACCUUCCCUCCAUGUCUACCUUCCCUCCAUGUCUACCUUCCCUCCAUGUCUACCUUCCCUCCAUGUCCACCUUCCCUCCAUGUCUACCUUCCCUCCAUGUCCACCUUCCCUCCAUGUCCACCUUCCCUCCAUGUCUACCUUCCCUCCAUGUCUACCUUCCCUCCAUGUCCACCUUCCCUCCAUGUCCACCUUCCCUCCAUGUCCACCUUCCCUCCAUGUCUACCUUCCCUCCAUGUCUACCUUCCCUCCAUGUCCACCUUCCCUCCAUGUCUACCUUCCCUCCAUGUCCACCUUCCCUCCAUGUCUACCUUCCCUCCAUGUCCACCUUCCCUCCAUGUCUACCUUCCCUCCAUGUCUACCUUCCCUCCAUGUCCACCUUCCCUCCAUGUCCACCUUCCCUCCAUGUCCACCUUCCCUCCAUGUCUACCUUCCCUCCAUGUCUACCUUCCCUCCAUGUCCACCUUCCCUCCAUGUCCACCUUCCCUCCAUGUCUACCUUCCCUCCAUGUCUACCUUCCCUCCAUGUCUACCUUCCCUCCAUGUCCACCUUCCCUCCAUGUCCACCUUCCCUCCAUGUCUACCUUCCCUCCAUGUCUACCUUCCCUCCAUGUCCACCUUCCCUCCAUGUCUACCUUCCCUCCAUGUCCACCUUCCCUCCAUGUCUACCUUCCCUCCAUGUCUACCUUCCCUCCAUGUCUACCUUCCCUCCAUGUCUACCUUCCCUCCAUGUCUACCUUCCCUCCAUGUCUACCUUCCCUCCAUGUCUACCUUCCCUCCAUGUCCACCUUCCCUCCAUGUCUACCUUCCCUCCAUGUCUACCUUCCCUCCAUGUCCACCUUCCCUCCAUGUCUACCUUCCCUCCAUGUCUACCUUCCCUCCAUGUCCACCUUCCCUCCAUGUCCACCUUCCCUCCAUGUCCACCUUCCCUCCAUGUCCACCUUCCCUCCAUGUCCACCUUCCCUCCAUGUCUACCUUCCCUCCAUGUCCACCUUCCCUCCAUGUCUACCUUCCCUCCAUGUCUACCUUCCCUCCAUGUCUACCUUCCCUCCAUGUCUACCUUCCCUCCAUGUCCACCUUCCCUCCAUGUCUACCUUCCCUCCAUGUCCACCUUCCCUCCAUGUCUACCUUCCCUCCAUGUCCACCUUCCCUCCAUGUCCACCUUCCCUCCAUGUCCACCUUCCCUCCAUGUCCACCUUCCCUCCAUGUCUACCUUCCCUCCAUGUCUACCUUCCCUCCAUGUCCACCUUCCCUCCAUGUCUACCUUCCCUCCAUGUCUACCUUCCCUCCAUGUCUACCUUCCCUCCAUGUCUACCUUCCCUCCAUGUCCACCUUCCCUCCAUGUCCACCUUCCCUCCAUGUCCACCUUCCCUCCAUGUCUACCUUCCCUCCAUGUCUACCUUCCCUCCAUGUCUACCUUCCCUCCAUGUCCACCUUCCCUCCAUGUCUACCUUCCCUCCAUGUCCACCUUCCCUCCAUGUCCACCUUCCCUCCAUGUUUACCUUCCCUCCAUGUCUACCUUCCCUCCAUGUCCACCUUCCCUCCAUGUCCACCUUCCCUCCAUGUCCACCUUCCCUCCAUGUCCACCUUCCCUCCAUGUCCACCUUCCCUCCAUGUCUACCUUCCCUCCAUGUCUACCUUCCCUCCAUGUCCACCUUCCCUCCAUGUCCACCUUCCCUCCAUGUCCACCUUCCCUCCAUGUCCACCUUCCCUCCAUGUCUACCUUCCCUCCAUGUCUACCUUCCCUCCAUGUCUACCUUCCCUCCAUGUCCACCUUCCCUCCAUGUCUACCUUCCCUCCAUGUCCACCUUCCCUCCAUGUCUACCUUCCCUCCAUGUCCACCUUCCCUCCAUGUCUACCUUCCCUCCAUGUCUACCUUCCCUCCAUGUCCACCUUCCCUCCAUGUCUACCUUCCCUCCAUGUCUACCUUCCCUCCAUGUCUACCUUCCCUCCAUGUCUACCUUCCCUCCAUGUCCACCUUCCCUCCAUGUCUACCUUCCCUCCAUGUCUACCUUCCCUCCAUGUCUACCUUCCCUCCAUGUCUACCUUCCCUCCAUGUCUACCUUCCCUCCAUGUCCACCUUCCCUCCAUGUCUACCUUCCCUCCAUGUCUACCUUCCCUCCAUGUCUACCUUCCCUCCAUGUCUACCUUCCCUCCAUGUCCACCUUCCCUCCAUGUCUACCUUCCCUCCAUGUCCACCUUCCCUCCAUGUCCACCUUCCCUCCAUGUCCACCUUCCCUCCAUGUCCACCUUCCCUCCAUGUCUACCUUCCCUCCAUGUCUACCUUCCCUCCAUGUCCACCUUCCCUCCAUGUCUACCUUCCCUCCAUGUCUACCUUCCCUCCAUGUCUACCUUCCCUCCAUGUCUACCUUCCCUCCAUGUCCACCUUCCCUCCAUGUCCACCUUCCCUCCAUGUCUACCUUCCCUCCAUGUCUACCUUCCCUCCAUGUCUACCUUCCCUCCAUGUCUACCUUCCCUCCAUGUCCACCUUCCCUCCAUGUCUACCUUCCCUCCAUGUCCACCUUCCCUCCAUGUCCACCUUCCCUCCAUGUCUACCUUCCCUCCAUGUCUACCUUCCCUCCAUGUCCACCUUCCCUCCAUGUCCACCUUCCCUCCAUGUCCACCUUCCCUCCAUGUCUACCUUCCCUCCAUGUCUACCUUCCCUCCAUGUCCACCUUCCCUCCAUGUCCACCUUCCCUCCAUGUCCACCUUCCCUCCAUGUCCACCUUCCCUCCAUGUCUACCUUCCCUCCAUGUCUACCUUCCCUCCAUGUCUACCUUCCCUCCAUGUCCACCUUCCCUCCAUGUCUACCUUCCCUCCAUGUCUACCUUCCCUCCAUGUCUACCUUCCCUCCAUGUCUACCUUCCCUCCAUGUCCACCUUCCCUCCAUGUCCACCUUCCCUCCAUGUCCACCUUCCCUCCAUGUCUACCUUCCCUCCAUGUCUACCUUCCCUCCAUGUCUACCUUCCCUCCAUGUCCACCUUCCCUCCAUGUCUACCUUCCCUCCAUGUCCACCUUCCCUCCAUGUCCACCUUCCCUCCAUGUCCACCUUCCCUCCAUGUCUACCUUCCCUCCAUGUCCACCUUCCCUCCAUGUCCACCUUCCCUCCAUGUCCACCUUCCCUCCAUGUCCACCUUCCCUCCAUGUCCACCUUCCCUCCAUGUCUACCUUCCCUCCAUGUCCACCUUCCCUCCAUGUCUACCUUCCCUCCAUGUCUACCUUCCCUCCAUGUCCACCUUCCCUCCAUGUCCACCUUCCCUCCAUGUCCACCUUCCCUCCAUGUCUACCUUCCCUCCAUGUCUACCUUCCCUCCAUGUCUACCUUCCCUCCAUGUCUACCUUCCCUCCAUGUCCACCUUCCCUCCAUGUCCACCUUCCCUCCAUGUCUACCUUCCCUCCAUGUCUACCUUCCCUCCAUGUCUACCUUCCCUCCAUGUCUACCUUCCCUCCAUGUCCACCUUCCCUCCAUGUCUACCUUCCCUCCAUGUCCACCUUCCCUCCAUGUCUACCUUCCCUCCAUGUCUACCUUCCCUCCAUGUCCACCUUCCCUCCAUGUCCACCUUCCCUCCAUGUCCACCUUCCCUCCAUGUCUACCUUCCCUCCAUGUCUACCUUCCCUCCAUGUCUACCUUCCCUCCAUGUCUACCUUCCCUCCAUGUCCACCUUCCCUCCAUGUCCACCUUCCCUCCAUGUCCACCUUCCCUCCAUGUCUACCUUCCCUCCAUGUCUACCUUCCCUCCAUGUCUACCUUCCCUCCAUGUCUACCUUCCCUCCAUGUCUACCUUCCCUCCAUGUCCACCUUCCCUCCAUGUCUACCUUCCCUCCAUGUCUACCUUCCCUCCAUGUCUACCUUCCCUCCAUGUCUACCUUCCCUCCAUGUCUACCUUCCCUCCAUGUCCACCUUCCCUCCAUGUCUACCUUCCCUCCAUGUCUACCUUCCCUCCAUGUCUACCUUCCCUCCAUGUCUACCUUCCCUCCAUGUCCACCUUCCCUCCAUGUCUACCUUCCCUCCAUGUCCACCUUCCCUCCAUGUCUACCUUCCCUCCAUGUCUACCUUCCCUCCAUGUCCACCUUCCCUCCAUGUCUACCUUCCCUCCAUGUCUACCUUCCCUCCAUGUCUACCUUCCCUCCAUGUCUACCUUCCCUCCAUGUCCACCUUCCCUCCAUGUCCACCUUCCCUCCAUGUCUACCUUCCCUCCAUGUCUACCUUCCCUCCAUGUCUACCUUCCCUCCAUGUCUACCUUCCCUCCAUGUCCACCUUCCCUCCAUGUCCACCUUCCCUCCAUGUCCACCUUCCCUCCAUGUCUACCUUCCCUCCAUGUCUACCUUCCCUCCAUGUCCACCUUCCCUCCAUGUCUACCUUCCCUCCAUGUCUACCUUCCCUCCAUGUCUACCUUCCCUCCAUGUCUACCUUCCCUCCAUGUCCACCUUCCCUCCAUGUCCACCUUCCCUCCAUGUCUACCUUCCCUCCAUGUCUACCUUCCCUCCAUGUCUACCUUCCCUCCAUGUCUACCUUCCCUCCAUGUCCACCUUCCCUCCAUGUCUACCUUCCCUCCAUGUCCACCUUCCCUCCAUGUCCACCUUCCCUCCAUGUCUACCUUCCCUCCAUGUCUACCUUCCCUCCAUGUCCACCUUCCCUCCAUGUCCACCUUCCCUCCAUGUCCACCUUCCCUCCAUGUCUACCUUCCCUCCAUGUCUACCUUCCCUCCAUGUCUACCUUCCCUCCAUGUCUACCUUCCCUCCAUGUCCACCUUCCCUCCAUGUCUACCUUCCCUCCAUGUCUACCUUCCCUCCAUGUCUACCUUCCCUCCAUGUCUACCUUCCCUCCAUGUCCACCUUCCCUCCAUGUCUACCUUCCCUCCAUGUCCACCUUCCCUCCAUGUCUACCUUCCCUCCAUGUCUACCUUCCCUCCAUGUCUACCUUCCCUCCAUGUCUACCUUCCCUCCAUGUCUACCUUCCCUCCAUGUCUACCUUCCCUCCAUGUCUACCUUCCCUCCAUGUCUACCUUCCCUCCAUGUCCACCUUCCCUCCAUGUCCACCUUCCCUCCAUGUCUACCUUCCCUCCAUGUCUACCUUCCCUCCAUGUCUACCUUCCCUCCAUGUCUACCUUCCCUCCAUGUCCACUUUCCCUCCAUGUCCACUUUCCCUCCAUGUCCACCUUCCCUCCAUGUCUACCUUCCCUCCAUGUCUACCUUCCCUCCAUGUCUACCUUCCCUCCAUGUCCACCUUCCCUCCAUGUCUACCUUCCCUCCAUGUCCACCUUCCCUCCAUGUCCACCUUCCCUCCAUGUCUACCUUCCCUCCAUGUCUACCUUCCCUCCAUGUCCACCUUCCCUCCAUGUCUACCUUCCCUCCAUGUCUACCUUCCCUCCAUGUCUACCUUCCCUCCAUGUCUACCUUCCCUCCAUGUCCACCUUCCCUCCAUGUCUACCUUCCCUCCAUGGCUACCUUCCCUCCAUGUCUACCUUCCCUCCAUGUCUACCUUCCCUCCAUGUCUACCUUCCCUCCAUGUCCACCUUCCCUCCAUGUCUACCUUCCCUCCAUGUCUACCUUCCCUCCAUGUCUACCUUCCCUCCAUGUCUACCUUCCCUCCAUGUCCACCUUCCCUCCAUGUCUACCUUCCCUCCAUGUCCACCUUCCCUCCAUGUCCACCUUACCUCCAUGUCUACCUUCCCUCCAUGUCUACCUUCCCUCCAUGUCUACCUUCCCUCCAUGUCCACCUUCCCUCCAUGUCCACCUUCCCUCCAUGUCUACCUUCCCUCCAUGUCUACCUUCCCUCCAUGUCUACCUUCCCUCCAUGUCCACCUUCCCUCCAUGUCCACCUUCCCUCCAUGUCUACCUUCCCUCCAUGUCCACCUUCCCUCCAUGUCCACCUUCCCUCCAUGUCCACCUUCCCUCCAUGUCCACCUUCCCUCCAUGUCUACCUUCCCUCCAUGUCUACCUUCCCUCCAUGUCCACCUUCCCUCCAUGUCUACCUUCCCUCCAUGUCUACCUUCCCUCCAUGUCUACCUUCCCUCCAUGUCUACCUUCCCUCCAUGUCCACCUUCCCUCCAUGUCCACCUUCUCUCCAUGUCUACCUUCCCUCCAUGUCUACCUUCCCUCCAUGUCUACCUUCCCUCCAUGUCUACCUUCCCUCCAUGUCCACCUUCCCUCCAUGUCUACCUUCCCUCCAUGUCCACCUUCCCUCCAUGUCCACCUUCCCUCCAUGUCUACCUUCCCUCCAUGUCUACCUUCCCUCCAUGUCCACCUUCCCUCCAUGUCCACCUUCCCUCCAUGUCCACCUUCCCUCCAUGUCUACCUUCCCUCCAUGUCUACCUUCCCUCCAUGUCCACCUUCCCUCCAUGUCUACCUUCCCUCCAUGUCCACCUUCCCUCCAUGUCUACCUUCCCUCCAUGUCCACCUUCCCUCCAUGUCUACCUUCCCUCCAUGUCUACCUUCCCUCCAUGUCCACCUUCCCUCCAUGUCCACCUUCCCUCCAUGUCCACCUUCCCUCCAUGUCUACCUUCCCUCCAUGUCUACCUUCCCUCCAUGUCCACCUUCCCUCCAUGUCCACCUUCCCUCCAUGUCUACCUUCCCUCCAUGUCUACCUUCCCUCCAUGUCUACCUUCCCUCCAUGUCCACCUUCCCUCCAUGUCCACCUUCCCUCCAUGUCUACCUUCCCUCCAUGUCUACCUUCCCUCCAUGUCCACCUUCCCUCCAUGUCUACCUUCCCUCCAUGUCCACCUUCCCUCCAUGUCUACCUUCCCUCCAUGUCUACCUUCCCUCCAUGUCUACCUUCCCUCCAUGUCUACCUUCCCUCCAUGUCUACCUUCCCUCCAUGUCUACCUUCCCUCCAUGUCCACCUUCCCUCCAUGUCUACCUUCCCUCCAUGUCUACCUUCCCUCCAUGUCCACCUUCCCUCCAUGUCUACCUUCCCUCCAUGUCUACCUUCCCUCCAUGUCCACCUUCCCUCCAUGUCUACCUUCCCUCCAUGUCCACCUUCCCUCCAUGUCUACCUUCCCUCCAUGUCCACCUUCCCUCCAUGUCCACCUUCCCUCCAUGUCUACCUUCCCUCCAUGUCUACCUUCCCUCCAUGUCUACCUUCCCUCCAUGUCUACCUUCCCUCCAUGUCCACCUUCCCUCCAUGUCCACCUUCCCUCCAUGUCCACCUUCCCUCCAUGUCUACCUUCCCUCCAUGUCCACCUUCCCUCCAUGUCCACCUUCCCUCCAUGUCCACCUUCCCUCCAUGUCUACCUUCCCUCCAUGUCCACCUUCCCUCCAUGUCUACCUUCCCUCCAUGUCUACCUUCCCUCCAUGUCCACCUUCCCUCCAUGUCCACCUUCCCUCCAUGUCCACCUUCCCUCCAUGUCUACCUUCCCUCCAUGUCUACCUUCCCUCCAUGUCCACCUUCCCUCCAUGUCCACCUUCCCUCCAUGUCUACCUUCCCUCCAUGUCUACCUUCCCUCCAUGUCUACCUUCCCUCCAUGUCCACCUUCCCUCCAUGUCCACCUUCCCUCCAUGUCUACCUUCCCUCCAUGUCUACCUUCCCUCCAUGUCCACCUUCCCUCCAUGUCUACCUUCCCUCCAUGUCCACCUUCCCUCCAUGUCUACCUUCCCUCCAUGUCUACCUUCCCUCCAUGUCUACCUUCCCUCCAUGUCUACCUUCCCUCCAUGUCUACCUUCCCUCCAUGUCUACCUUCCCUCCAUGUCUACCUUCCCUCCAUGUCUACCUUCCCUCCAUGUCCACCUUCCCUCCAUGUCCACCUUCCCUCCAUGUCCACCUUCCCUCCAUGUCUACCUUCCCUCCAUGUCCACCUUCCCUCCAUGUCUACCUUCCCUCCAUGUCCACCUUCCCUCCAUGUCCGCCUUCCCUCCAUGUCCGCCUUCCCUCCAUGUCUACCUUCCCUCCAUGUCUACCUUCCCUCCAUGUCCACCUUCCCUCCAUGUCUACCUUCCCUCCAUGUCCACCUUCCCUCCAUGUCUACCUUCCCUCCAUGUCCACCUUCCCUCCAUGUCCACCUUCCCUCCAUGUCCACCUUCCCUCCAUGUCCACCUUCCCUCCAUGUCCACCUUUCCUCCAUGUCUACCUUCCCUCCAUGUCCACCUUCCCUCCAUGUCUACCUUCCCUCCAUGUCUACCUUCCCUCCAUGUCCACCUUCCCUCCAUGUCUACCUUCCCUCCAUGUCCACCUUCCCUCCAUGUCUACCUUCCCUCCAUGUCUACCUUCCCUCCAUGUCUACCUUCCCUCCAUGUCUACCUUCCCUCCAUGUCCACCUUCCCUCCAUGUCCACCUUCCCUCCAUGUCCACCUUCCCUCCAUGUCUACCUUCCCUCCAUGUCUACCUUCCCUCCAUGUCCACCUUCCCUCCAUGUCUACCUUCCCUCCAUGUCCACCUUCCCUCCAUGUCUACCUUCCCUCCAUGUCUACCUUCCCUCCAUGUCUACCUUCCCUCCAUGUCCACCUUCCCUCCAUGUCUACCUUCCCUCCAUGUCUACCUGGACGUGGCCAACACCAACGUGUCGGGCUCGCUGCCAGCCUCCCUUGGUGCUCUCCCCAACCUCAUUCAAAUAUUCACCCCUCCAGGGAUGACAUGCGGCACAGCUGGCAAAAGCUGUGAGGUCCAGCAGAGCGCCUCCUCCUUCUUCUGCAAGAACCUCUGCUUUGACUUCUGUGCCUCCUGCACCCCACUCAAUGGUGAACGCCGAUCCCGCUGUCCACAGCUCCCCACGGCUCUCGUGGCACAGGCAACGGGUGGGUGGAGUGACGCUACCAGGGUGGAGAAACAGGGGUGGAGCAGCAGCAGCAGCGGUGGGGGGCAGAGGUACAAGGCAGUUAGUCCUGUGGAUGCGCGCCAGGUGUGGUUCGUUGUGAGGCGCGGCAACGAGGAGCUUUCCACCAACUUCCAGAUAGAGUGCUGUGCUGUGCAAAUUCAAGAGUAUAAUUAG